GGAUCUAAGCCCCCAUCCGCUGCUCACAGGCAGUCUCUCUCCUCCCCGGCUGUGAUUGUAAGCUGUCACCGCGUUCCACGCGUUUCAUCUCGUCUCUUCCCACCGACGCGAGAGUGGAAUUGGGGACAGACAGCCCACCCACUCAUCAACACCCCCCACCCCCCUUGUGCAGCCUUUAGUGAGGGGAAGCCCCUACCACGCUUGACUCGCUGAGUGGAUCUCCUGCGUCGCGCCUGUGCGUGCGUGUAGCCCGGGGCUCCGUCUUCCUCAACAGUUGCCACCGGAGAGGAGGAGGAGGAGAGCGGGGGAGACAGCAGACUGAGGACGGAAGGGACGCGGAGAGCCACGCAGCUCCUGCCCCGGCUUCUGCUCCUGACAUGCAGUCGAUCAUCUCUCCGGUGACCAAGGCCAUCCUAGUCGCACUCUUCAUCUUCGCCAUACUCCUCAUCCUCUACGUGAUCCUCUGGUACAUUUGCAGGGACGUGGACUGCGACCACGGCAUUUGAGGAUUCCUUUAUUUUAAAAAUCAAACAACAAGAGAAGAAAAAGACGGAAGGGAAUUCGCAAUUGGAGGAGCCCGGGGUCACCCUUGAUGCCCAGACAAGAUGGCAAGGUUGCCAUAGUGACGGGAGGAGGCAGGGGAAUCGGCUAUGAGGUUGCCCGCCACAUGUCCAAACUGGGGGUACAUGUUAUCAUAGCCUGCAGGGAUGAACAACAAGGUCUGGCAUCCAUCAGAAGGAUCCACAAAGAGUACAACGAGGCUAAAGUGGAGUUUAAAAAACUGGACCUCGCAUCUCUGCAGUCUAUCCGUCAGUUCGUCCAGAGCUUCAAGGAACGCGAUUUACCACUCAAUAUUUUGGUCAACAAUGCGGGUGUCAUGCUAGUUCCCGAGAGUUGCACCGAGAAUGGAUUCGAAGUGCACUUUGGUGUGAACUAUCUGGGCCACUUCCUAUUGACCUUGCUGCUCUUGGACACAUUAAAGCUCAGCGGCAAAUCUGACAACUUCUCACGGGUGGUCAACGUCUCCUCCUCUGCACACCGCAAUGGCGAGAUCCGACUGGAUGACUUGAAUAGCAGACAGUGCUACUCAGCCCACGCCGCUUAUUGUCACAGUAAGCUGGCGCAGCUUUUAUUUAGCUCCCACCUCCAUCGGGAGCUGGAGCAGGGAGGUUUCCCCGUCAGUUCGGGCGGCGUCGACCCUGGCGUGGUCGCUACGUCUCUCUACCGCCACCUCUGGACGCCCCUGCGCCUGGCACAUGGUGUUGUGGCCCGCUUGCUUUUCAGGACUCCUACUGAGGGUGCUGCCACCGUCUUGUACGCUGCUCUGUCACCAGCACUGGAAGGCGAAUGCGGAGGAGGCUACUGGGCCAAUGGACGCAGAGACGUGACUACCCCACUGACAUUUGACCCCCAGAUUCAGCAGCUCUUGUGGGAAACCAGCCACAAGUUUCUGGUUCCACAGUAACUCAAACUGUAUUUAAUUGUGCCAAUCAGCUUCUUUAUAUUUGAUCGUUGCGAUUUUUGUUCGACAAUCUCACUCUGGACUGGAAACUAUGACUGGCUGUUUGGGGGUGAAAACACCACAUUUUUUCUUUGCUCCCGCCAAAGAAGGGCUACAAUGAACGGAACCUUUUCCCCAUUGUGAGCUAGCAAACAUUACACGUACAUGCUAGGCCAUCGCCAUCGGUCCACAGCAGCCUGCCUUAACAGCGCUCUCCUGGUCAAUGAGGAGGUUAAUGAACUCUUCCUAAUGCUUCUGCAUCUCACUAAUGUGAUUCUAAGCAAAAAACAACCAGCUUUUAGAAAGUAGAUUUUGGCCCACUGUUCAAAAAUGUCAAUCAAAGUGUAGCACGCACUCUGGAUUUCUCUAAAGCGCCGUCAAUACGGAGGCGCCAAGUGAUGUCAUCAUCUUGGGUCAUCUCGUGAUGACUUGGAGCACUUUGCUUUUUAGCGCAUUUGUUGUCUUGAAAUGGCCACUUCUGAGUGUUCACGUUCUCUUCUUCUUGUCAGGCAAUUAGGUGUGUUUUAAAAAUAAACAACAAAUGACCUUCAUUAACAACUCAUGGCAUUUGCUAUUUGCACUUCGACAGUGUUGUUUUCGUCAAGGAUGACAAAACGGUUCCAUUGACGGCCCUUUUUUUAAAAUGGCGACAACAAAACGGUGUCGAGCUAAACAUAGCGCUUUGUUGACGAACUGACGAGACGUGUGUGAAUUUUUGCACUAACGUAGCCAACAGAUGUUCUUUCGACGUUCUUGGAAUAUGUUUCAAAAGAUUAAACAUAACACCUGCCGUAAAUGAACUUUAAGCUAGCUUCGGGCUAAAGUUAGCUUUGUCAUCGAUUCAAUAGCUUUCCAUUAUGCGUGUUAGCAGCUAUAAUGUGUGGAACAGGCAAGGACUUCUGAGUUUCGUCAAACUUGUCAUAUUGACCCAUUUUCUGUGAGUGACAAAACUACGUAACUACGACGAAUAAGCAUUUGUCUCCAGAAGAUUAUGACUGAAACCAAAAUGACAAAAACAACACUGCACUGAAAUUAAAUAUAGAAUAGUAGGGUAUUUUCCCCUUCCAAAAAAAAAAAGGUAUUGGGUUUGUUUUCGGAAAACACCAUUUUCCAAAACCAGGAUUUGUGCCGAGACAAAAAUAGACGAGAACGUGAAACAAUGGCCGCUUGAGUCUGCCCCCAUUUUCCUUUGUGACCUGUGUUAAUCCGUUUUACAGAAUCAGUAUCUGUGUGCAUGUGCUUUAUACACUAUUCCAAAAUGAACUUUAAUUCUGCCUUCGGUUUAUGUUGAUGGUUUGCACAAAAAUGGCGAGAUCUUACAGAUCGAAGAAGAGCGAGGGAAAAAAGCAAUUUUUGGUGUUCAACAUUCAAGCUGUGAUUGGUUCCUUGCUACUUCCACAUCCUCAUUUGGCGUUGCUCCGAGUGCAUUGUGCGAGUGAGAUUUCCCGGUGGGGAGAGUCAAGCUCCAUCAGCUAAGCUCAUACACACACAAACACACUCACACAUAUUCGUUCAUAAACAUUGGAAGAACAUCCAGGCACAAUUCUCUCAUCAAACAGACAGUAAACAAAAACAACUAUUGUUAGCCACUGUGAUCUAAUAUUUCGACUGUGAAAAUAGAACAUUUUAUCUCCCAAACAAUCAUCACUCUACGAGUGUGUAAUGAUAUCCAUUCAUAAUUAUGUUCAGUUAUGUGUGAAAGAAUACGAUCAAUGUGGAGCUAAUCGCCAAAUAGUAGAUCACAAACAAGGACAGGUGGAAAACCACCCUACAUCUUUUUUUGUUUUGUUUCCAAUAUAUCAAUAUAUCUGUCUCCACUUUUGUUUUUUAAAUAUAUGUCACAUUCACAGAUCCUUCUUCAGAAUCUAGGCCAUGGUGUGUUUGGGUGUUCAACAACAUAUUUUAAUUAUUUACAGUAACGUUGUCUGGCACCACUCCUGCUCGUGACAUCUUUCAGACGAGCAUCUCGUAGAAUGUGAGCUAAAUAGACGACCUUUUAGUUCGACACAGCAGCGGCAUGAAAAACAAACAUUGGCUGGAUUUUGGAGCGCUUUCUAUACAACGCAUAUCAUAUUUCUGGAGAUAUUAGUGAUGCUGAAAUCAUUCUCCAUUAUUCAGCUCAAGCUUGUGUGAGGGUUUGAAUGACAAUGUCCUACGUCAAGCGUUAAAUUAGGCUUUGAUUAUCCUCGGAUGACAGAGCGUAGCUGAUAUGGGUAUCCAUAUUGAUUUUUUAUUUUUUUUGCAGGUAUGCCGGUGUUUUCACAGCUUUGCGCUCGUAAAUUAUAGAUCGUUAUCAAAAUAGCAGGUUGCACACUUCAUCAUCAUCAUUUUGGAAUUGGCCCAGGCAGAAUAAUUUUUUUUGUUUUUCAAUUCUGUAUAUUUUUCAGCUUGUCAGCCUUUUUUUUAUUGUUUCCCUAUCCUCAUUUUCUCAGCCUCGGAAAGCAAGCGAAGGUUGUAACUCGAGGGCUUGCUUGUUUGAUUGUGUGGCUGCUCAUGUAAGAGGUUGCCUAAGGAACAGAACAAAUAUGCUUAGGUCACUCUGGAGCAAAUCAACCUCCAUCCUCUUUCACAUUUCAAUAGCGCUUGUUCCUGAGCAUUAUUUGAAAAAGCAUACAAGGUUUUGUAAACUAAAUCUGGUUUGGAAAAAAAAUCAUACUCCAGUCGGUGUUUUUAUCCAAAGACGAUGAUUAGGAAGCUCUGUUUUUGUUGUUGGCGGUAUUGGAUGACCUUGUCGGGAGGCAACACACAGCGCCGUCUCGAGUGUGUUCGACACGGACAAAACACAGCGGGUGGGUGUUGAACUUCAAAGACCAAAUGAAAAAGAGCAGCAAACGCUUAAGUCGACUGUCUGUGAUCAUGUCCCAAGUGUAAUUUACUCGUCCGUCAUCGUUUCAAAUUGUCGCUGAAGGCAACAGACCGGAGAUGCUCUUUGUAGUCUUCUUCUGAUUGACCUGGAAUUACAUUUAUAUUAAAUGUUCCCGGCUCAAGUUGUGUAAAUCAUAAAUGUGUAUAGAGAGAACAUAUUAUUGUAUACAAAGUGGGGCAGCCAGAUGAACUGAAUUUUCGUGUCUCCAUCUUACAUCUCCUUGCAUUCUCAGCUUUGAUGUCCAAUCUGGUGCACAGGAUGUUUGCACGCUGUCCUCCUCAAAUCCAAUGUCAAUACUCAGUCCAUCUGGGCCCCUGUUGAUUUUAUGAAAAGUGUAAAAAAAAAAAAAAAAAGGUUUUAUUUUUUUAACAUGAUUUUGUUGUUGAGCUUUUUUUGUUGCCUUGUAAAAGUAAAUCUCUCCCCAUAAUUAGGUAACUGUGAAUUUUUAAUGUAGAAAUGAACUUGUUCAAACUGUGAAACCGUCUUGUCCUGUGCAUUGCUGUAACUUUUAAGGGUGUGUGUGUGUGUGUGUGUGUGUGUGCCUGCGUGCGUGCGUGUCUCAAAAAUGGAGUCCAUGUUUUUUUUCCGUUUGUUUUUGUCGACGCUUGUGACAUUCCAGCAGUAGCCGCCACCUUUUCUAUUAUCCAAAGCCUCUCAAUAAACAUAUCAUGGUGUCA
Molecule: messenger RNA, 5044 nt
Organism: Syngnathus acus (greater pipefish)
Lineage: Eukaryota; Metazoa; Chordata; Actinopteri; Syngnathiformes; Syngnathidae
Product: dehydrogenase/reductase SDR family member on chromosome X-like
Exons: 7
Coding region: 593-1465 (290 amino acids)
Source: RefSeq, a predicted model, not a curated record